Molecule: messenger RNA, 2770 nt
Organism: Phyllostomus hastatus (greater spear-nosed bat)
Lineage: Eukaryota; Metazoa; Chordata; Mammalia; Chiroptera; Phyllostomidae
Gene: GPR135
Product: G protein-coupled receptor 135
Exons: 1
Coding region: 333-1811 (492 amino acids)
Biological process (GO): G protein-coupled receptor signaling pathway
Cellular component (GO): membrane
Molecular function (GO): G protein-coupled receptor activity
Source: RefSeq, a predicted model, not a curated record
UUUAUAUGAGAGCCACUCCCACUUUAUCUGGCCAAUGGUCCCUGCGGAGGUCAAUCUGGCAUUCUCUAAAGCCCAGACUCCGUGCUGAGUAACCUCGGGGAGAGGUGAAGUUGUGUGUUGACUUUCCCGAAGGCACUUCCAGCGUCCCGCCCCACGCUCCAGCGUAAACAGGCGGUUCCCGAGGCAACGCCUGGAACCCAAGCUAAAGGCUCCGCGGGGUCCGGGGCGACAGCCAGCCCUCCAGCAGACCCCGACUACCGGCAGCAGCCUCUCGCCCAGGCCAAGCCUCCCCUGGUGCGUAAUGAGCAGCCCCGAGGCGGCCGCGGAGCCCCAUGGAGCAGCCGCCAUCGCCGGAGGGCCGCCAGCCCCUGUGCAUGGCCUUGUCCAGCAGCCCACGCUCCGGCGCCCCCUCCGCGGCCGGCACACCUGGCGGGACUUCCUCCGCGGAGACGGCGGCCGUGCUCUCCUUCAGCACCACAGCUACCGCGGCGGCCGCGGCGCUGGGGAACCAGAGCGGCAGGACCGAAGGCGACAUCACUGGCGCCUCGGCUGGCCACGGCCUCGGCUGGCACGGGGCGGCUGGGGUGGAGGGGAGGCCGCUGCUGUCUUACGGGGCGGCGGUGGCGGCCCAGGCGCUCGUCCUCCUGCUCAUCUUCCUGCUGUCUAGCCUGGGCAACUGCGCGGUGAUGGGGGUGAUCGUGAAGCACCGACAGCUCCGCACCGUCACCAACGCCUUCAUCCUGUCCCUUUCCUUGUCGGACCUGCUCACAGCGCUGCUAUGCCUGCCUGCUGCCUUCUUGGAUCUCUUCACGCCGCCCGGGGUUUCCGAGCCUGACUCCGCCGCCGCCACAAUCCCCUGGCGCGGCUUCUGCACUGCCAGCCGCUUCUUCAGCUCGUGCUUCGGCAUCGUAUCCACGCUCAGCGUAGCCCUCAUCUCGUUGGACCGCUACUGCGCCAUCGUGCGGUCGCCCCGGGAGAAGAUUGGUCGUCGCCGCGCGCUCCAACUGCUGGCGGGCGUCUGGCUGUUGGCCCUGGGCUUCUCCUUGCCCUGGGAGCUGCUCCACACGCCCCGGGAGCCCCCGGCAGUGCAGAGCUUCCACAGUUGUCUAUACCGGACGACCCCAGACCCAGCGCAGCUGGGCUCGGCUUACAGCGUGGGGCUGGUGGUCGCCUGCUACCUGCUGCCUUUCCUGCUCAUGUGCUUCUGCCACUACCACAUUUUCAAAGCUGUGCGCCUGUCGGAUGUGCGCGUGCGGCCUAUGACCACCUACGCACGCGUGCUGCGCUUCUUCAGCGAGGUGCGCACAGCCACCACUGUACUCAUCAUGAUCGUCUUCGUCAUAUGUUGCUGGGGACCCUACUGCUUCCUGGUGCUGCUGGCUGCUGCCCGUCAGGCCCAGGCCACGCAGGCCCCCUCGCUCCUUAACGUGGUGGCUGUCUGGCUGACCUGGGCCAAUGGAGCCAUCAACCCUGUCAUCUAUGCCAUUCGCAAUCCCAACAUAUCGAUGCUCCUAGGGCGCAGUCGGGAAGAGGGUUACCGGACUAGGAACGCAGAUGCUUCCCUGCCUAACCAGGGCCCAGGCCUGCAGGCUAGAAGGCGCAAUCGCCUGCGAAACCGAAACCGCUGUGACAACCGGCUGGGAGCCUGCAGCAGAAUGACCUCUUCCAAUCCAACCAGCGGGGUGGCUGGGGACGAGGCCUUGUGGGCUCGCAGAAAUCCAGUUGUACUUUUCUGCCGGGAAGGGCCACCAGAACCUAUGACAGCAUUGGCCAAACAGCCUAAAUCUGAAGUCGGGGAUACCAGCCUCUAAGAAGGAUUGGCACGCACAGUUUGUGAAGGCAAAUUUUCACCGGCUUUAUAAACGAUACGGGAUUCUGGGGGAAAGCGCGUAUUUCAUAAAGCCAAACACUUAAAGAAGGUAUAGAGGAGGAGGCCUACCCCUCUUCCCCCAAGACAACAUAUAAGACAAUGUCCCCUUCUUCAAAAGGGACAAAGGGAAUGUAAAGUGCAAACAUUAAAGUGAUCUUAAACCACACAACCAAGCAUUGUGAACUGGAAGUGCCAAAAAUGUCUAAAAUAAAAUUCACAGUUACCGAAAAGCUCAUGUUACAGGAUUCACACUGUGAAACAAACAAAAUCGUUGAAUGCGAUCAGCAUUUGUUCAAACACCUAGAAUUUCAGGAAAGAACAGACACCCUCAGAAUUGCUGACCACCCCUCUAAGUCACCGACAUUCAACAAAACUUCAGAUUCCUAGAAUAUGCUACUCUGACACGUGCACGAGGUGCUUAGAUUGGGAGAAAAUUCUUAUCUUUACACACUUUGGUGUACUCUACAAUCUGUGGGAAAUUAAAAAUUCCUAUUCCAUAUAAAACCAUUGUAGGAUUUUGAAAAGGUGGUUUAUUGUCAUAAAAUUGAAUCACCUGCAGUAUGAAAAUAAAGAAGUGUGGCUGUUUAAAAAAAGUAUUCGAAGAUCAUCCUUAAAAACUAAUAUUCUUCACCCUACCCUCAGAAUCACCUGCCCGGUCCAGCUCUGAGGCUCUGCCCUAACUCUAGCCUGACUCUUUGUUUCUAAUAAAUUGGUGGGUGCCCCUCUCAGGAUGCUUUCACACUUAAAAAAAAUAACUUUUAUAGUAGAAAAUCUUUGUCCAUUGAGAUAAAAUAAUUUUUGGAUGCAGCCAGAAAUGUAAUUUGAAGUCAGGUUGACAGAAUCGGGUGAGUAUGCAGGGUCCAGCAGUAGUGAUGCCGGCUUGAGUGUGGUGGUAGGAUA